Messenger RNA from Anolis sagrei ordinatus, 2540 nucleotides. RefSeq names its product UTP4 small subunit processome component (gene UTP4). Lineage: Eukaryota; Metazoa; Chordata; Lepidosauria; Squamata; Anolidae. Gene Ontology annotation, cellular component: t-UTP complex; 90S preribosome; small-subunit processome. The record is from RefSeq and is a predicted model, not a curated record. Gene Ontology annotation, molecular function: protein binding; RNA binding. Gene Ontology annotation, biological process: maturation of SSU-rRNA from tricistronic rRNA transcript (SSU-rRNA, 5.8S rRNA, LSU-rRNA).
AGUUUCCGGUUUGGGGAGUUGGAGAGGGACACGUGUUUCUCUUCUUCGUGUCCGGCCAUGGGGGAGUUCGAGGUGCACCGGGCGCGGCUCUUCAGCUUCGUGCCCUCCGGGGUGCGCUGCCUGGCCUUCGCGGGGCCUCCCCUGCUCGCUUCGGGGCCUCUCCUGGCUCUGGCCCGCCUCGACGGCGCCCUCGAGCUCUGCCACCUCCAGGCCAACGCCUUCCGGGACAAGGUGAUUCCUGGCCACGAGACGCAGGUCCCGGAGGCACUCUGCUGGGGGGCAGGGGGCCGCCUGUUUGGCGCAGGCCUCAGCGGAGACAUCUUCGAGUACGACCUGCAGAGGCUGUGCAUCAAAUAUUCCUUGGAUGCCUUCGGAGGCCCCCUCUGGAGCAUGGAGGCCCAUCCCAAUGGGACCCAGCUUGCGGUUGGCUGCGAUGACGGCUCCAUCAAACUCUUUGUCAUCUUGCCGGACCGAAUCCAAUUUGAGCGGCAGUUGGACCGACAGAAAGGCCAAAUCCUGUCCCUCUCCUGGCACCCUUCUGGCACCAAGAUCGCAGCAGGUUCCCUUGACAUCAUCCACAUUUUUGAGGUCAAAUCAGGCCAUUGCACUCAGCAGAUCCGUGUAGAGCGGGGGCUACAGGCCCCUCAGGGCCAGAGCUGUGUGGUCUGGGGCCUGGCCUUCCUCUCGGACAACACCGUGGUCAGCGCCGACUCCUCCGGGAAGGUCCAGUUCUGGGACUCAGAAAUGGGGACGCUGCUCUCCAAGCAUCCGGUCAGCAAGGCAGCGGCCCUCUGCGUGGCAGUCUCUGAGGCGGGGGACAGCCUUGUGGUGGGCACCUCGGAGGGCACCGUCAUCCAGUUCCAGCUUCUCCCAGCCCGCCUGGGCCAUACCGAGCUCCAGUGGGUCCGCACCCGGCAGUUCCAUCACCACACGCAUGACGUCCGGACAGUGGCCCACAGCGCAACCGCGUUCUUCUCCGGAGGGCUGGACGGGCAACUGGUGAUCCGACCACUGAUGGAGAAAGUGGAAUUCAAGAGCUAUGAGGCUGCCCUUCGGAAGAUCACCUUCCCUCAUAGGUGCCUGGUGUCCUUUGCGCGAAAGCCCCACCUCCUCCUCUUCCAGUACCCGCAACACCUGGAGCUGUGGCGCCUUGGAGCCACUGAUGCCACAGGAAAAGCAGGGGACGUCCUCCCUGUGUCUCGUCCUCCGGAGCACCUCUUGCAGCUCAAGGCCAAGGGUCCGGAGCACAUUGGCAGCAGCUGCCUCUCUCCCUGCGGCGGGUGGAUCGCCUACUCCUCUGCCUCCAGGUUCUGCCUCCACCGUGUCCGGAUCGAGGGUGGCCAGGUGUCCCUCCAGAGGGUCCCCAAUGUCCCGAAGCUGCUCCGUUCUGCUCACUGCCUGCUCUUCUCUGCUGAUUCCACCCGGCUCUUUGUGGGGUCAGAUCGUGGCUGUGUCCACGUCCUGAAGCUCCUGAAAUCGAGGAAUUCCUGCAAACACCUGCACACUCUCCGCCCUAAUACAGAAACGGCAGAAGCUGUGUACUUGCUGGCUGCAAGUGCCGAUGGCAAGUGGUUGGCAGCAGCCAGUGGAGACCGGGAGAUCAAUGCCUACAGCUUGGAAGAGUCCAAGCUGCAUUGCACUGUUCCUGCCUACGACUGUCCAGCCUCCGCUUUGGCCAUUCACCCUCUGACCAACAACCUGGUCAUCGCCCAUUCAGAUCAGCAGCUGUUUGAGUUCAGCCUGGCCAAUCGGGAAUACACUCCCUGGAGCCGGAAGGUGCAGCAGUCGGGCUUGCACAGGAACUGGCUGGAACGGGACACCCCCAUCACCCACCUGGCCUUCAGCCCCCGGCAGGACACCCUCCUCCUCCUCCAUGACACAUACAUGUUCUGCAUCAUAGACAAGACCCUGCCGCUGCCCAGCGAGACGUCCGUCUUGAGUAACCAGCUCUCCCUCUUGCAGCUCCCUCGGGCCGCCCAACGUUCCGCCAGCCAUGCCUUCAAGGUCUGCAAGAAGUACCAGCCUCUGCUCUUUGUGGACUUCUUGGGCGAAGACUCCUUGGUGGUGGUGGAGCGCUCCAUCACUGACCUCAAGGCCCAGCUGCCGCCCCCGGUGUAUCAGAAGAAGUUCGGCACCUAAAGGCAAAAGACCCCCAGGCCCUUGCUUAUGCUGCUGCUCCAUCUAAAAAAAAACAAGCCCUGCAGAACUGCUCUUUCAGUCCAUUGCAGUCAUUCAGGGAAGCUGAGCCUCAGGUGGGUUCAAGGUCUCCUACUCUUUGGAGAAGCGAGAGAAAGAAAACAAAGGGUGCCUGGGCCUCGGGCCAGUGCAGGCUCCUUGCCCUUGGCUCCUUGCCCUGCUUCUGGCUUUAUCAGAGCCGAUCCUGACCUUGGGAGCCUUGGGAGCCAGGCUCUGGAUGAAUAGUUCUUGCAUUGCGUCAAUGAUUAACCGCCAAAGAACAGGCCCAAGGCUCAGCAAGGAGUGAGGGCGUAGUGAAGUUUUAUACUGAUCUAUUCCUUUUGUAAUAAAUUGUAAGAAACACA